Messenger RNA from Drosophila kikkawai, 2246 nucleotides. RefSeq names its product Kruppel (gene Kr). Gene Ontology annotation, biological process: regulation of transcription by RNA polymerase II. The record is from RefSeq and is a predicted model, not a curated record. NCBI's taxonomy places the organism in Eukaryota, Metazoa, Arthropoda, Insecta, Diptera, Drosophilidae. Gene Ontology annotation, molecular function: RNA polymerase II cis-regulatory region sequence-specific DNA binding; DNA-binding transcription factor activity.
CUCUGUCAGUGAGAGGAACAACAAUUUGUUGUGCCGCACACACCACAAACGCGAAUAACACACAAACCUAAUCAAAUUACAACUACCUCAUUUUGCAAAAUCGGUGAACUUUUUUAUAUAAAGGAAAACAUCAGUGAAACACUCUACCUCAAAGUACAAAAGUGCGUGAACGAAAUAAAUUCAUAUCCUUACAAGAAAGUGCGAAAAAAUUGGUCAACUAAUUGAAAACCCAAGAAUAUAUCAGCGAAUCUCAACAUUGCAUUUGCAACACGAAGGAAUUAAACACAGAAACAAGAACGUUUCGAUGGCCAUAUCAAUGCUGCAAGACGCACAGACACGAAGCUUGGCUGCUGCAUUGGCAGGAAUCAAGAGGGAGGAGGUUUCUGUUGACCGCUCCAUGUCGCUAUCGCCACCAAUGUCGGCCAACACAUCAGCCACCAGCGCCGCAGCCAUGUAUCCGGCUAUGGGCCUUCAACAGGCAGCCGCUGCCUCUGCCUUUGGAAUGCUCUCCCCCACCCAGCUCCUGGCUGCCAACCGGCAGGCUGCUGCCUUCAUGGCGCAACUGCCCAUGAGCACAUUGGCCAACACACUGUUCCCGCACAAUCCUGCGGCCUUGUUUGGAGCCUGGGCCGCCCAGCAGUCACUGCCACCUCAGGGCACACACAUGCAUUCGCCGCCAGCUAGCCCACACUCGCCGGUAUCCACACCUCUGGGCAGUGGCAAACAUCCGCUGAGUUCGCCCAACAGCACCCCGCAGCACCAUGAGCCAGCGAAGAAGGCUCGCAAAUUAUCGGUAAAGAAGGAGUUUCAGACGGAGAUCAGCAUGAGUGUGAAUGAUCUUUAUCACACACCCGGUGGUCCCAUUUCACCGCCUUCCAGCGGCAGUUCUCCCAACUCCACACACGAGGGCGCGGGCGGCAAUGCCGGAGGCGCUGGGUCCAAGGACCCAUCUCGCGACAAGAGCUUCACCUGCAAAAUCUGUUCCCGCAGCUUUGGCUAUAAGCACGUUUUGCAAAACCACGAGCGCACCCACACUGGCGAGAAGCCCUUCGAAUGCCCGGAGUGCCACAAACGCUUCACGCGGGAUCACCACCUGAAGACCCAUAUGCGCCUUCAUACUGGAGAGAAGCCAUAUCAUUGCUCGCACUGCGAUCGUCAAUUCGUUCAGGUGGCCAACCUCAGGCGUCACUUGCGGGUCCACACUGGAGAGCGUCCGUACACAUGCGAGAUCUGCGACGGUAAAUUCAGCGACUCCAAUCAACUCAAGUCCCAUAUGCUGGUGCACAACGGAGAGAAGCCUUUUGAGUGCGAACGUUGCCACAUGAAGUUCCGGCGGCGCCACCAUCUGAUGAACCACAAGUGUGGCAUCCAGUCGCCGCCCACUCCGGCUCUGUCGCCAGCCAUGAGUGGUGACUUUCCCAUGGCAGUCACCGCAAUGGCUCUUGAGUCCUCCACCACCAAAUUCGCGGCAAUGUGCGCCAGCUAUGGAGGCUCUGAAGAGUCGGUCGACUUGGAAAAAGGUCCUAUGGAGGACGAUGCCCCAUUGGAUUUGUCCGAGGAUGGAGCCAGCUCCGUUGAUGGACAUUGCAGCAGCAGCAUUGCACGGCGCAAGGCCCAGGAUAUUCGUCGAGUUUUCCGCCUGCCUCCCCCCCAGAUCCUUCACGUAGCCAGUGAUAUGCCCGAACAAACCGAACCUGAGGAUCUGAGCAUGCACUCUCCCCGCUCCGCCGAGUCCCACGAACAGAACGAGGAUAUUGACUUGGACGACCUGGAUGAUGCUGCAGCCCUCUAUAUGCGGCAACAGCAGCACCAUUAGAGAUCAGUUGGGCUCGCAAUUGUACAUAGCCAUGAACAGUUUUCAUUAGAUGAAAGCGUCUGGAAAUGAUCCACACAAAAUUGAAAAUUUUGCCAUUUCAAAGUGGAGAGCAAACACACAUUUGCAACAGGAAUUUAAUGCUAAGUACAAGUAACAAAGAUCAACCAUAUACUAUAUAUAAAAAAUUAGAGAAAUAAUAGCACAUAAAUCAAAAAAACACACACAAAAAUUGUACAAAAGUAGCUAAACAUGCCAUAAGCUUAUCGCCGCCAAAACCCCACCAAAUCGAACCGAAAAUGUCGUGCCAUUCUUUAUCCUAAUUUAAGUUAUAUAUCUUUAGGUUUUCAAGUCACUAAAAAAUUGUAUAUAUACAUACCCAGCAUAUGCAGCUGCUAAUUGUAAAUUAAACGGCGCUCCAAAAUCUAAAAAA